AUGGCUAAAAGCAAUAUUCAUCCCAUUUUUAAUAAAUACAACGUAGAUGGAGAGAAAACUAUUUGUUCUCUUUGCAACAAAGAAUAUAAUUCUCCUUUGAAUAUCUCAACAGCAAAGAAUCAUUUUAGAUUCAAACAUCUUAAUAUUUGGAAGGAAUUAAAAUCUGAUCGUAGAGGUAUAAGGCGUAGAUCUCGCCAUAGGGUUUAUGAAUAUUUUUCUGUAAUUGAUUCCGGAGAAUAUCAGUGUAAUUUAUGUUCUCAUAAGUUUAAAGAACCUCAAUGUACAGACUUAAAAUACCAUUUUGCUCGUUACCAUAAAGAAGUUUGGGACUCUAUUAAAAGAAAAAAAAUAGAACGUGGUGAUAAAUUGGAUCGAUCUCAAGAAAAUUAUGAUGAAGUCACGUCUGAAAGCUCUCAAACUGGUUUUAUGAGGAACGAUGAAAUUCCGGAACUUGAUACGGUUAAUAUUUCAUCUGAUUCUGGUAAUGGUGAUGAUAACGAUGCAGAAAUGGUAAAGAACAUGAAGAAAGUUAAUCUUAUCGAAUCUAUUGACAUGGAGAAUGAAAAUACUGAAGUUAGGAUUAAAAAAGACGAGGUUAUCAUUAAAGGAAAAGGAAAAAUUAAUUUUUUUAA
Racocetra fulgida is the source of this 632-nucleotide messenger RNA. The record is from the annotation of a GenBank genome assembly. NCBI's taxonomy places the organism in Eukaryota, Fungi, Glomeromycota, Glomeromycetes, Diversisporales, Gigasporaceae.